Molecule: messenger RNA, 2235 nt
Organism: Necator americanus (New World hookworm)
Lineage: Eukaryota; Metazoa; Nematoda; Chromadorea; Rhabditida; Ancylostomatidae
Exons: 24
Coding region: 1-2235 (744 amino acids)
Biological process (GO): regulation of transcription by RNA polymerase II
Cellular component (GO): chromosome
Molecular function (GO): chromatin insulator sequence binding
Source: RefSeq, a predicted model, not a curated record
AUGGAGAACGUAAACCAGUCGACGUGCUCAUUAUGUGGCAAGAAGUUCCCUUUCGAGCAAGCACUCAGAGUGCAUAUUCACCAACAUCUCUUGUACAGGAAGUAUGAAUGUGGAUCAUGUACAAAGCUGUUUUACACUGAGGUAGAGCGGGAUGCGCAUUGCAAAGAAAAAGAACACUUUCACAAAUUCGGAGUGAAAUUUUCUCCUUAUUGUGAGCUUUACGUAAAUCAGCUCUUGAAAGAUGCUGAAUAUAUUGCCAUGUAUGGGAUUGACAAUGUUGUCACGCAGAGAAGUAAAUCGAACUUCGCUUGCGAUGCGGCCAUUAGUAAGUUGCCAAUCGAAGGAAAUAUCAAUGCUACGAAAUGGAAACGCAACGGCUUACAUCCUCAACCAUUGUCGAAUGAACCAAUUGAAGCAAGGAAUUCGUCCACUUCCAGUGAAGUAGAUAGGGAUACAGAAGUUUCAUCUUCUGUCAGUGUGCCGCAAAACGAACCAAAGAAAUCCAAAGGUCGAGUUCGGAUGCCUAGUGGCGACUGGACGCAAAUCGAACUGGACACCACCUCUGCUAUAUCUCCAGCUACACAAAUACUAGGUGAAGCUUUGCGCACAAAUACCCCUGAAGUACGAUGUAUGAUCUGCAAAACAAUGACUGCUUCUGAAUACGUAAUGCGCAAAGAUCACGUUUCGUCUGUUCAUAUGCCUAAGGAUCACACGGAAUCCGACUAUGUUGAAAUCUUGAGUUCUGUGAUGCAAAAAGCAUACCCAACUUUAACAUACAAUGACCUUCAAUGUCAGAUUGGGGGAUGCCGGAAAGAAUAUAGAUGUCAGUCGGCCAGGCGAGCACAUGUCCUACGUAUUCAUUUCCAGAAUGAACUCAAUUGUCCAAUUACAAUGUGUUCAUUCCGCUCAAAUGAUUUUCCUCGAAUCAACACUCACUUAAAGCAAGAUCAUGGUCUCCCCAACGGCUACAUGUCAAUACAAAGCUCUGCAGUUCGAGAUCAGUUCACCAGCGAGAGAGCAAAACAUAAUCAUCAGCUGACAACACUAGUCCAGCUAGCGUUCCCUUGCCCUGUUCCAGACUCCUUCAAGUCCAAUUCCCGUGUCUCAGAUGCAAGCUCUCCCGGCGACACUGUACGCGAUCUUAUUACGCGCCUUCGAGAUAAGGAGAGAAAGUUUCAGGCUGCUCCUCCAAAUCCGCUGCGUUUACUGUCUCCUAGCUCAAGUUCCGAUUCUGACUCGACUGAGUCUGAAAAUGUAAAGCUUUCACCACAGAAGAACGAGCAUACUUCUGAGAAUAAUGUCGUUGCCAAACGGAAAAAGAUAGAUUCUCCUUCGUCGUCGUCUUCGUCAUCUGAUACUGAUAAUGGCGAAGAGGGUAGAUCGUCCUCGCUCAGUAAUCAUAGUCAAAGAUGCAGUGCCACAAAUACUUCUAAAGAGAAGGAAGAUGAGACGCCACAUCGAGAAUGUGACAUUGAUUCAAUGGUGAAUAAUGCAUCUGAGAAGACAGAUACUAACUCUGAAAGUGACGACGAAGUACAGGUUGUGGAGUGUGUUUCAUCGAAAAUGGGACACGAUGUGACCGAAAAACGACUUAUUGACGAAGUAGUCAUAGAUGAUGAUGAGAUAGAAGGCACCAAUACACCUUCAAGUAGCAAAACUCAGCCAUCACCACCGAAGCAACCAAGAUUCAGGACCCUUCCUAUAUCCGGUGUUUCCGUGCGAAUCGACGGGGAGCACACGAGUACUCUUCAAAGUGACUUCCAUGUGUCGCCGGAUCGCUCUCUUUCGAGAACACUGCCGAUAUCUGGGGUAUCUAUACGAACAAACUCCACGCCCAUUCGAUCUCCUGCAGAAAUAUAUCGCAAAUCUUUUUCGGGUGGUGGACGUUUCUUAGCUCGAAGGCACUCAAUGGGUGCGUCCGAACAGAUUGAAAGACGUCGAGAGCUCGCACGUCGAAAGUUUGAUCUUGCUCAACAAAACCGUGCUCAAUGCGCAGCAAGAAGGAAGAGGAACAAUGGUAUGAGAAAAAGUGAAACUGCAGAAAAGUUGCAGAAAGGCAAAAAGAAAACUACCCCAUGUAGAUCACCAUACAAACACUCCAAAUUAACAAAGGAUCAAUCAAAAGCUCCGAGCUAUACAGUGGUUAAGGUGAAGAAAGAAGCCUCUACAAAUUCAAAUCAGUCACCAUGUGCUAGCAAUGCAUGGAGAGGAAAAAUUAAAAGAUUUAGCGAUUAA